Messenger RNA from Coffea arabica (coffee), 945 nucleotides. Its product is annotated as probable carboxylesterase 12. Gene Ontology annotation, molecular function: hydrolase activity. NCBI's taxonomy places the organism in Eukaryota, Viridiplantae, Streptophyta, Magnoliopsida, Gentianales, Rubiaceae. The record is from RefSeq and is a predicted model, not a curated record.
AUGGACUCGCUCCCCCCAAUUCCACAUGCAGAUCCGGACCUAAUAGCUCUCGAUUUCGUUCCUUUCUUCCGAGUGUACAAGGAUGGCCGCGUCGAAAAAUUCAUCAAAGCUCCCUUCGUCCCUCCAGCAGACUCAGACGAUCCCCAAAGCACUGGUGGCGUCCGAUCAAAAGAUGUCAUCAUUUCAUCAGAAACCCAAGCAUGUGCACGCUUAUAUCUUCCGGCCACAGUCAAACCCGACGAGAAACUUCCCGUUCUGAUCUACAUCCACGGGGGGGCAUUUGUCAUCGGAUCAGCUUUCGGCGUCGUAUACCAUAGCUAUCUUACCUCCGUAGUAGCUGAGGCUAACGUCGUUGCCGUGUCUGUCGAGUACAGGUUGGCUCCGGAGCACCCUAUCCCCGCAUGCUUCGAUGAUUCUUGGGCAGUAACAAAAUGGGUCGACUCCCAUGCCAAUAGAAAAGGCCCUGAACCAUGGCUCAAUAAUCACGCCGACUUUUCUCGGGUGUUUUUGGCAGGUGACAGCGCGGGAGGCAACAUUGCACAUUACAUGACUGUCAAAGCCAGCCAAGAGGGGUUGGGAGAUGGUGUAAAGCUUGAGGGGUUGAUUUUAGCGCAUCCAUUUUUUGGUAAAGGAGGGCGUGAAGAAUUAUGGGAGUACAUCACUUCAGAUUUCAAAGGGUGGGAUGAUCCAAGGCUUAAUCCAAUGGCAAGUCCUGAACUGCUGUCGGGCCUUGUGUGCGGGAAGAUUCUGUUGUUUACAUCGGAGACAGAUCCUCUUCGAGAUAGGAGUUUGCGUUACUGUGAGGCGAUAAAGAUGAGCGGAUGGAGUGGUGAAUUGGAGGUUGUGGAUGUUGAAAAGGAGGGCCAUACUUUUCAUAUACUGAAUCCAAGUGGUGACAAUGCUGGAAUCUUGAUGAAACGCCUGGUUUCAUUCUUGGGAAAUUAG